This is a messenger RNA of Perognathus longimembris pacificus (Pacific pocket mouse), 4260 nucleotides long. It is a transcript of the gene Atp10b, whose product is annotated as ATPase phospholipid transporting 10B (putative). The record is from RefSeq and is a predicted model, not a curated record. Lineage: Eukaryota; Metazoa; Chordata; Mammalia; Rodentia; Heteromyidae. Gene Ontology annotation, biological process: phospholipid translocation. Gene Ontology annotation, cellular component: plasma membrane. Gene Ontology annotation, molecular function: magnesium ion binding; ATP binding; ATPase-coupled intramembrane lipid carrier activity.
AUGGCCGUCUCUGUGGACUCCUCUUGGUGGCGAUGGCGGCGGUGGGCCCAGGGUGGCCGCCUCGGGUCUCCGUCGGAAGCCACCCCGCUGCUGGAUUCCCCGGGGAGGCGGCACUACGGCCCGGCACAGCGGCGGGUGGUGCUCCCCAACAACAGCGUGCGUCACCGCGACUGGGAGAGAGUCUGCGGCGGCUACUCCAGCAACGCCAUCCGCACCACCCGAUACACCCUCCUCAGCUUCCUGCCCCGCUCGCUGUGGGAGCAGUUCCACAGGUGGGCAAACCUCUACUUCCUGCUCCUGGUGGUCCUGAACUGGGUGCCCGCCGUGGAGGUGUUCCACCGGGAGCUCACCGCGCUGCCGCUGGCCGUCGUCUUGCUCAUCAUCACGGUCAAGGACGGCGUGGAGGACGUGAAGAGGCACCGCUUCGACAGGGAGAUGAACGGCGCCCGCACCCGGGUCUACCAGAGGCUGGAGCAAGGCUACGUGACGCAGCGCUGGAAGGACGUGCGCGUGGGGGACUUCGUCCAGAUGCGCUGCAACGAGAUCAUCCCAGCAGACGUCCUGCUCCUCUUCUCCUCCGACCCCAGCGGCAUCUGCUACCUGGAGACCGCCAACCUGGACGGAGAGACAAACCUCAAGCAGAGACGUGUGGUGAAGGGCUUCUCGCAGCAGGAUGUCCAGUUUCAACCAGAGCGUUUCUGCAGUACAAUCGUGUGCGAGAAACCCAACAGCCACCUGAACAAGUUUAAAGGUUAUAUGGAGCAUCCUGACCAGACCAGGACCGGCUUUGGCAGCGAGAGCCUGCUGCUGCGCGGCUGCACCGUCAGGAACACGGAGGUGGCCGCGGGCAUCGUCAUCUACGCGGGCCAUGAAACCAAAGCCAUGCUGAACAACAGCGGGCCCCGGUACAAGCGCAGCAAGGUGGAGCGGCGCAUGAACCUGCACAUCUUCUUCUGCGUCGGCCUGCUCUUCCUCAUGUGCCUCACCGGAGCCAUAGGUCACAGCCUCUGGAACGGGACCUUUAAAGAACCGCCUCCCUUCGACGUGCCCGACGCCAGCGGGAGCUUCCCCCCUCCGGUGCUCGGGGGGUUCUACAUGUUUCUCACCAUGAUCAUCCUGCUCCAGAUCCUCAUCCCCAUCUCGCUGUACGUGUCCAUCGAGCUGGUGAAGCUCGGCCAGAUCUUCUUCCUGCACCUCGACCUGGACCUGCGCGACGGGGGCGCGGGCGGCCUGCAGUGCCGCGCCCUCAACAUCACCGAGGACCUGGGCCAGAUCCGCCACGUCUUCUCCGACAAGACCGGCACGCUCACCGAGAACAAGAUGGUGUUCCGCCGCUGCACCAUCGCGGGCGCCGAGUACCGCCACCACGAAAACGCCAAGCGACUGGAGACGCCGAAGGAGCCGGACUCGGACCCCGAAGAGUGGGCCCAGUACCACAGCCUGUCGUUCCCCCCGAGGGCAGCCCCGAGAGGGCAGGACGGCGCCCAGCCCCCGAGGAGCCAGAGCGCCCGCGUGCCGCUGCAGGGCCACCGCCGGGACAGCCCGCAGCCCCCCGUGGCCUUCAGCAGCUCCAUCGAGAAAGACGUGAUUCCAGAUAGAAGCCUCCUGAGCAAGGCGCAGGACGCGGCCCUGUGGCUGGAGUCCCCGGCCGAGGCCAGGCCGGCCCGGCCCGCGCCCGCCAGCGCCGCCAUCGCCGACUUCUUCCUCGCCCUGACCCUCUGCAACUCCGUCAUGGUGUCCACCACCACCCAGCCCAGGCGGAGGGUCACCCUCCCGCCCUCCUCCAAGGCGCUGGGCACCUCCCUGGAGAAGAUCCAGCAGCUGCUGCAGAGGCUGAAGCUCUUGGGGCUCAGCCAGUCCUUCUCCUCCACCGCGCCCUCCGACACGGACCUGGGGGACAGCCUGGGGCCCCACCUGCCCACCGCGGACUCGGAGGAGAAAGACGGGGCGUCGGUGUGCAGGGGGGACUCCUCCUCGGACUGCGGCUACCGGAGCAGCGUGUGGAGCAGGGGGACGGCCUGGGGUCCAGCUGGGGGCCCCUCCCUGGAGGAGGGGGGGCUGGACACCCCGGGGCUCGGCCUGACCGCCUGCGAGCUGUGCUACGAGGCCGAGAGCCCCGACGAGGCCGCCCUGGUCCACGCCGCCCGCGCCUACAGCUUCACGCUGGUGUCCCGCACACCCGAGCAGGUGACCGUGUGCCUGCCCCAGGGCACCUGCCUCACCUUUGACCUCCUCUACACCCUGGGCUUCGACUCCGUCAGGAAGAGGAUGUCCGUGGUGGUCCGGCACCCGCUGACCGGGGAGAUCACCGUCUACACCAAGGGCGCCGACUCGGUCAUCAUGGAUCUGCUGGAAGACCCCGCCCGCGCGACUGAUGUGAAUGAGGAAAAGAGGCUGAAGAAAAUCCGAAUCCGGACCCAGAACCACCUGGACCUGUAUUCCCGAGACGGCCUGAGAACCUUGUGCAUCGCCAAGAAGGUCCUUCGCGAAGAGGACUUCCGGAGGUGGGCCAGCUUCCGGCGUGCCGAGGCCUCCCUGGACAACCGGGACGAGCGUCUGAUGGAGACCGCGCAGCACCUGGAGAAUCGGCUCACCUUGCUGGGAGCGACGGGCGUCGAGGACCGGCUGCAGGAGGGCGCGGCGGGCGCGGUGGCGGCGCUGCGGGCGGCGGGCAUGCGGCUGUGGGUGCUGACGGGGGACAAGCGGGAGACGGCGGUGAGCGUGGCGCACGCCUGCCGCCUGCUGCACCCGACGGACGCCGUGUACACCGUGAGCAGCGAGAGCGCGGAGACCUGCGACUCCAUCCUCACCUGUGCGCUGGAAGAGGUGAAGCGAUCGCAGGAACGGCAGCAGCCGCGCGCCGAGACCGCGUCCAUUGCCGCCGCCGCGCCGGGCGCCGCAGUCCCCCAAGUCGGACUGGUGGUGGAUGGGAAGACGCUGAACGUCAUCUUCCAGGGACACCUGGAGAAGAAGUUUCUGGAGUUGACCCAGUACUGCCGUGCUGUCCUGUGCUGCCGGUCCACCCCGCUGCAGAAGAGCAUGAUGGUCAAGCUCGUGCGGAACCACUGUGAUGUCAUGACGCUGGCCAUAGGCGACGGAGCCAACGAUGUCAGCAUGAUUCAAGCGGCCGAUGUCGGCGUCGGGAUAUCCGGACAGGAAGGCAUGCAGGCGGUCAUGUCCAGCGACUUCGCCAUCUCCCGCUUCAAGCACCUGAAGAAGCUGCUGCUCGUGCACGGACACUGGUGCUACUCGCGCCUGGCCCGGAUGGUGGUCUACUACUUCUACAAGAACGUGUGCUACGUCAAUCUGCUCUUCUGGUACCAGUUCUUCUGCGGCUUCUCGGGCUCCACCCUGAUUGAUUACUGGCAGCUGAUCUUCUUCAACCUGUUCUUCACCUCCUUGCCGCCCAUCAUCUUCGGAAUCCUCGACAAAGAUGUCUCUGCGGAAACGCUCCUGGCGUGGCCUGAACUGUACAAGAGCGGCCAGAACUCUGAGUGCUACAACCUGGCCACCUUCUGGAUCUCCAUGGUGGACGCCUUCUACCAGAGCCUCGUGUGCUUCUUCAUCCCUUACCUGACCUACCAAGACACGGACAUCGACGUCUUCACCUUCGGGACUCCGGUCAACACCGUCUCUCUCACCACAAUCCUCUUACACCAGGCCAUGGAAAUGAGGACGUGGACCGCCAUCCACGGGCUGGUCCUGGGGGGCAGCUUCCUGAUGUACUUCGCCGUGUCCCUCCUGUACAACGCCACCUGCGUCACCUGCAACAGCCCCACCAACCCCUACUGGGUGAUGGAGCGGCAGCUCUCGGACCCCACCUUCUACCUCGUGUGCCUCCUCACGCCGGCCGUGGCUCUUCUCCCCAGGUUCUUUAUCCUGUCUCUGCGCGGGACUUUCGGGAAGUCUUUGAUCUCAGUAGCUCAGAAGAUUGACAAACUCCCCGCUGACAAAAGGAGCCUGGAAAUCCAGAAGUGGCGAAGCAGACAGAGGCCCGGCCCCGCCCCCGGGGGGGCGCAGCCCACCCCCCGCCCCGCCCCGCCCGCCCCAGCGCCCCCCUCACGAAGCAGCACCCCGAAGAGCGGCAGCCCUCCCCGACGCAGGCAGAGCUACAGCAGGGAUGACGCCUGCCCCGGAGACAGCCUGGCGACGCUGUCCUCCGGGGAGCACCUCCUGGGCCCCCGCGGGAGCACCGCCCCCGGAGGGGACUCCAGGGAGCGGGGCAGCCACCGCCGAUCCCAGAGCUCGCUGACCAUAUGA